This is a messenger RNA of Gossypium arboreum, 1242 nucleotides long. Its product is annotated as serine/arginine-rich splicing factor SC35-like. The transcript is spliced from 8 exons. The coding region runs from base 185 to 922 and encodes 245 amino acids. NCBI's taxonomy places the organism in Eukaryota, Viridiplantae, Streptophyta, Magnoliopsida, Malvales, Malvaceae. The record is from RefSeq and is a predicted model, not a curated record. Gene Ontology annotation, molecular function: RNA binding.
UCGUAUAAUUGUAAUUAUUUACAGCAAGAGCGUUGUUCACAGCGCAAAAGUCUAUAAUACCCACAACGUUAUAUCAUUAUCCUCUUUCUCUUCGCCUCUUGAUUUUAGCUUCCGCAAGCAAACCCUAACCCUAAACUUUCUUUUCUCUCCACUCUUCAUCUCUUUUUUCCUCUCAAUCGCGAUAAUGUCUCACUUCGGAAGGUCAGGCCCGCCCGACAUCACCGACACCUACUCCCUUCUCGUCCUCAACAUUACCUUCCGCACGACUGCUGAUGAUUUGUUUCCGCUCUUCGACAAGUACGGGAAGGUCGUCGACAUCUUCAUUCCCAAAGAUCGAAGGACUGGUGAUUCUCGAGGCUUUGCAUUUGUGCGCUACAAGUAUGCCGAUGAGGCUCAGAAAGCUGUAGAUAGGCUCGAUGGGAGAGUUGUUGAUGGUCGGGAGAUAACUGUUCAGUUUGCAAAAUAUGGGCCUAAUGCAGAGAGAAUUCAGAAAGGAAGGAUUAUUGAAUCAUUUCCAAGGUCAAGAAGCCGCAGUCCUCGCAGAAGGCACCGGGAUGACCAUUAUAAAGAUAGGGAUUAUAGAAGAAGUCGAAGUAGAAGUUAUGACAGAUAUGAACGUGAUCGAUAUCGUGGGAAAGACAGAGAUUCUCGGCGUCGAAGCAGGAGCCGUAGUGCUAGUCCUGUCCAUUCUAAAGGCCGAGGAAGAGGUCGUUAUGAUGAUGAUAGGCGAAGUAGAAGUCGAUCAAUGAGUGCUUCUCCUGCUCGGCGUAGCCCUAGUCCUCAGAAGAGUCCUUCCCCACGUAAGACAUCUCCCCCUAGGGGUGAAAGUCCUAGUAGACGGAGCCGUGAUGGACGGUCUCCAAGUCCUCGGAGUGUUUCACCGCAGCGCCGCCCUGCUGAUUCACGGAGCCCAUCUUCUUGAAACUCAUAGAUCAAUGAAUGAUCUUGCUGAUGACAUUGGAAUUCCUGGAGACUUGACUUAGCAUGGUUCCUGUUGCUAUUUUGUUAAUGUUGAGGACAUUCAAAUAUCAUUUGUUUUCUAGUGUUGGUAGGACUGGGUUUUUUGUUGUUUUAUUGACUGCCUGAACCUUUUGUCUCAAUUAGUUAAGUUGUGUAGUUUGUAGCUUGAUGUUUCAGUACUCAUCAAAGAUUCUGUGACGCAAGUCUGUCAUCUUACUUUGCUCCUAUCUUUAGAUGUUAUAUUUUGCUCUGGUUUUUUGUGGUAUUUGUUUCUCUGAUUAA